GUCGUCGCGCCGUUAACUUGUCUUCGUCAUGUUCCGUAUCCUCUGGUAUAACGAAAACCUGCGGCCCGGUGAACCCAGAGAGAUCCAUAAAUGUCGAGCACUUCCUCCUCCCCAGAGCCCUACUCCGUUCAUCGAAAUCCCGUAAUCGAUCCCUAGAUUCGCCUCGUGUUGCUUCUGCUACUCUCCGAGAUCUGCCUUCUCGCGGAUCAGGUUGAGAUUUUGGCUUCGUUCGAGUCAGUCGAAGCUCGGCGAAGCUGCGUGGUUUCGGAUCCUUAGGGAAGUGGUUUUGCGGACAAAGAUUGGACUUUCCUGGGAGUUGGGAGCCUCCGAGGUUGCAGCCGUCGGCGAUUUUGAGAUUUGAACUCGUCAUCAAGGAAUGAUGCGAGUUUGUUUUCUGGAGCUAUGUUUUCCUUCCAAAACUCCUGAUUUCGAGGUUCGGCGUCCGAGGUUGAAAUUUUCCGUUGGUCACCGUUCUUGAGAAGGGCUUCCUUUUAACCUGCUAGUGUUGAGAAAAAAAGGUUCUUUUUUGGGCGUUGAAAUCGAUCACAAUUAUGGGAUUCUUAUCUUUUGUUAUGCAGAUCAUUAGAUCGGUGCAUUCCUUCCUUUGUCCCGGUGGAAAAAAGAUCUCAGCUUGCUUUCAUCGUCAAUGUAACCAUGACAUUUGAGUUGAACAGGAGGAAAUCCAUCGGAGGGUCUUUGUUCGCGAGCGUCCAAAGAGAGUGCUUGAUUGCCCAACAAGGGAACAUGCAGUCCAAAUCCCGAAUCCAUGCAGACCCCUCCCUCUACCAGGACCACUUCGAUCAAAUUCCAGACUCCCUUGUACUCCUCAUCUUCAACAAGGUCGCCGAUAUCCGGUCCCUCGGCCGCUGCUUGGCCGUGUCAAAACGCUUCAACAUCCUGGCCCCCCAGGUUCACGACGUGUAUGUUAGGAUCGGCCGAGUCGUGCCGGUGGAUGGUGACGCGGAGGAGGCGUUGACCCUGUCUUCCCCUAAACCUCGAAACCUCCUUGCCCAUCUCUUGAAGCUCAUGCUGUUCGCUAUUCUCAAGCCCUUUCAACACCUCCAGAACUUUAGUGCCGGGCAUAAGCCUCUUUUGCCGCAUCUCUCCCAUCACUCCCCUGCGCAAGUCCUCAAGAAGUUCACCCAUGUCCGCAACCUCAGGAUCGAGCUCCCUGCUGGCGACGUCGGAACGGAAGAUGGCGUCUUCUUGAAGUGGAGAGCGGAGUUCGGAAGCACCCUUCAGAACUGUGUGAUAUUGGGUGGGACCAAGAUGGAUCGCAGGCCUUCUUCAGCCAAUCUGGAGGGGUCAGUGGAAGACACUGGGAGCAUACCGGAGCCGUUCUAUACGAAUGGAGGUCUGAAGUUGCGGGUUGUUUGGACUAUCAGCUCCUUGAUUGCUGCUUCCACAUGGCACUAUCUUGUCCGACAGAUAAUUAGGGAUCACCCCACGUUGAGAAGUGUGGUCUUGACGGACGCCGAUGGCCAGGGAACAUUGACCAUGGGAGCGGAUCAGCUGAAAGAGUUCAGAGAGAAGCCAUUGGCAGCCUCUGCAUCAUCAAAUAGGACUCAGGUGCCUGCAUCAAACAUGAAGCUGAGAUACACUCCAUACUUGGAGCUGCCCGAGGGAAUGGCAUUGCAGGGAGCCACGCUGGUGGCUAUCAAGCCCGCAGAAGAGGGCACCAGCAGCGGCAAUUGUAGCAGGAAGGACGCUGAGGCAUUUGUUUGUGGGGCAUUUGACGGGCCAUUUCAGGCUGCAGCGAAGGCACUACUGAAGAGACGAACUUAUCUCUUGGAGAUGAAUGGUUUUUGAAUCAAUUCGGCCUCUUGCCUUCGUUCUCUUCCUAUGGCUCGCGGUGGUUCGUUUUGUUUGUUUAUGUGGAACCAGUUGCAGAGUGCCAUUUCCUCAGGAACAGAGGCAUCAGCAUUUGCAGUAGCCAUCCAAUUUUCCUCCAUUCCUGCAUUCCUGUACAGUAAGAAUGUUUUGAUUUACUGAUCUACAUGUUAUAGUGCAUAAAAUGGAGUACCAGUCAUGAAUUCUCAUCU
Molecule: messenger RNA, 2042 nt
Organism: Musa acuminata subsp. malaccensis (wild Malaysian banana)
Lineage: Eukaryota; Viridiplantae; Streptophyta; Magnoliopsida; Zingiberales; Musaceae
Product: F-box protein At4g18380
Molecular function (GO): protein binding
Source: RefSeq, a predicted model, not a curated record